Molecule: messenger RNA, 1804 nt
Organism: Lingula anatina
Lineage: Eukaryota; Metazoa; Brachiopoda; Lingulata; Lingulida; Lingulidae
Biological process (GO): detection of calcium ion; potassium ion transport
Cellular component (GO): membrane; voltage-gated potassium channel complex
Molecular function (GO): potassium channel regulator activity; calcium-activated potassium channel activity
Source: RefSeq, a predicted model, not a curated record
CAAGGUCAAGCAAGGGCACUGACCUCCAGGAACUCUUGACCAGGGUCCGUUUCAGUUUAUGUCCACUAACUGUCGCCUGUAUGCUGGGGACCAAAUGAAUGCGGCAAUGUAAAGUGACAUUUAUGCUGUUGGAAUUCACGGACAUUUUUACAGAAUCCAACAUGACUGAGACUUAACCAAAACGAUGUUUCUGACCAAAGCCAAGGAAACCGUCCACCUGUGGUCUGACGCCAAACUUCGUUACGUCCACUGCGCCGGACUGUGGAUCGGAUUCUGGUUGACCAUCGUGUCCGUCGUCCUUCUGGUGACCCUCUCCGGCGUCUAUGCUAAGGGCUACUUUGAUAUGCAGGCCUUUAAGAGACUGAGGUGCACGGUAUGGGACAUAUACUAUCGAUUGGACGAGGUGAAGUGUACUGGGUGUCAGCGCCACCUGGUUGUUAAUGACACGGUGGUGUGCGCACGUGACCGGAACCACACUUUGCCCUGUCUGCUGGUGGUCGUAACGUAUAACGCGGGAAAUGGCACGCAGAAGGGGUAUCUCUAUGACGACCUCGUGGCUAUGGAUUCAACGUCCAGGUCUAAGUGCUCCUACACCCCUGCCUGCCAGGAAGACCCAACCAAGGAAUGGACAAAUUUACGUCACUUCCGGGACCAAUAUGACGCACUGGGGUCAUCUUUUGAGUGCUACCAAAAUCCUGCAAACGUGUCACAAUUUAUAAGCCACGUCGUAUGCAGCGAAGCCUGUGCCGUCAACGUAAUACUGUGGCCUUUGCUUCUUACCAUCGCCUCCUUCGUCCUGUGUCUUCUUGGCAUUCUUUCCGGCGAAGAGCAAGACCGAAGAGAGCAGUUUGUGAGAAAAAAGAGGGCCCCCUGUCGGGGUUGGGUACCCGGAUGCACAGCCUCUAACAGCGUGCCCUCUGUCAGCACUAUGAGCUCUACCUUGUCUGUUCACACCGCGGCGUCAUCGCGGGCAUUAGACUCCACGUCGCAUAAGUCUAUAAUAAGCGCGUAUUCGGAGACGCCUGUGUGACGUUACAUUACCAUGUGACUAUCCGUCAAAAAGACAAUCGGCAAUCCUCGGCUCAUUCCGCAAGCUCCAUACAUUGUCGAGUGCGGAGACAUCCGAGUAGUUCCGAGUGUCAAAACGAAUGAUCAACCAAAGCUUGUGUGAGAUAUAGUCUAUAGAUACUAUUAACCUUCCUUUUCUGUAUUAUACAUUCAUGUACCUUAAAGUUCAUGCCAGCUUUCAAACACCACUGUUGUCCUUCUCAAACAGAUGAUAAAUACAGUUACGGUGGGUGGGGUGGGGGUAACUGAUGCACUUGGCAUUAUUUUACCACAAAGAAUGAAGCUGUAAGGGGUCAUCAUCUUUCGCAGCUUCUGGAGGGGGUGGGCCAGACAACGAAGCUGAUUAUUUUAAGUGCACAUAAGCAAGAAUCCCCGCAUAGAUAGAUCGAUUCUACUGAUUCGAUAACUUAAAAUCUGAACACAACCCAAAUAUGAUACAUACAGUGUAUGCACGAGGAUACGGCAUUCCUGCGGCACCUGGCGGCAGUGCCAAGUCCUGCACCAAAGAGAGCAAAAAAAAGGACGAAAUGUUCACAUUCGAGGUAGCCUAAAAAAAGCCCAAAACUUAUCAUUUUAAAUUUAAUAAUACAGUGAAUAUACGAUCCGAGCAUAAAGAAAUAUCAAUUUAUUUACAUCCGUUUACAAGUACAGUACAUGUAUGUAUUACAUAAGCGAAACCCCGUGUCAAUAGCGUUCUUACUACACAAAUGCAUGUAUGAUAUAUUAUUAAAUAAAA